UGGGCUUCGAUUCCCUGUCCCGUCUCUGCUCAAGGAAUUUCUGCACUUCACCCAGAUUCCUCCAGUGUACGUACAUCCCAACAUGAUCCGGGUGCUGAUGGGGUGCAGCAUCCUGAGCAUGUUGUUUAAUUUGGACCUCUCAUUACUGGAGGUUCUUUUCGUUUACUCGAUCAAGAAGGUGAAGAGUAACAUCUUCAGCUUCGUCGCCAGCCUUCCAUCCCUGCAACUGGUGACAAACCUACCGGAUUCGAAUAAAAAGGCCGCCAAGGGGCAGGUGCUGGUCAAGGGCGUAUGGGCAGGUUUGUCUGAGCAUCCGGAUAGGCCCUUUGUUCCCAAUCAGUCACUGGAGAUUCCAGACCAGGAUAAGAGGGGAAAACUGGUGGAGUGGGUGGAGAAGGCUUCGUUCGACCGUUUGAACAAGCUCUUCGAGAUAACUUCGGCCGAGCGGAGAUGCGAACUGCUUCUUUCUGCGCAGAACCUCCGCUUGGUCGUCCAGCAGCCUCAGGCAUACGUGCUGAACAUACUUCCCAGGCGGCUGCCUGAAGAAGUGGUAGUCGGGGAGCACUUUAUUCUUGAAGACCUUCCUUUCUAUGAGGGGGUGCGGAAGGCAGAUGCCCGGACACGCAAGGCCCUUCUCAACAAUCGGGAGAAGAAAAGACAAGAAGGGCUUCUGCGGAAGGCUCCGGGUGGGAAACGGACUGCGUCCUCUCCACCUGCUGGUGCUCCAGCAAAAAAGAAGAAGAAGCUGAGUAAGAAAAGUAAGGGGCCCUCGGUGGCACCAGACGUUCGGAUGGCUCUUCUGGCCGAGGAAGCAGCUUCAAUAAAUCAACCCGGCUCAGCUCACCCGGAUGAGGUUGCCGACUUGCCUCCUGUUACACCCCCAACAGGAGAGAUGGGGGCAGAUAGCCAGGAGUUGCCUGUACAUGAGCCAAGCCCUCGUCCUCUUGUGCCUGUGAAGGGGCCAACUAGAAGAAGGUUGCGUCUGGUACGCGACUUGAAGUCUGGCCUCGCUGGGCGGCUUCAGGGCCGGUUCACAGAAGGCAUCGAAGUCAGCUGUUCAUCCGUCCCGGAGGGUCAUCCGGAAGGCGAUGCAGUGGAGAUGACGGAAGAGAGCCCGGCCGUCCCAGCGCUGGUGCCGGCUGAGGUUCCAAUUCUGGCUCCGGCUGAGGUUCCAAUGCUGGCGUCGGCUGAGGUUCCACCCAGAGAGGCUCAGCCGGUUGAGAAUGUUGAAGGUGUGGUUCCGGAGGGGGAAUCACUCUCCAAUGCCUCUUUGGGAGAGGGUCCUUUUGAUGAUGCCACUUUCAUCCCUGCUAGCCCUUUUAGUUAUGCGGAGAUGGAAGAGAAGCUAAAACAGAUUCCCUCUGUUGCAGACGCUGGGAUACCUUCAGCCCUGAUGUUCGAGACAGUAGAGACGCUGGUGAGUGGCCUUCGCGGUAUGGCUCUUCAACGCAAUCUUCUUUCUGACCUGCUGGAGACUGCUGAGUAUACAAAAUCUUUUGUGUCUCAGCGAAAAAAUGAUGAAGAGAAGUUGCGCUUGAGAGUGGAGCAGGCUGAAGCCAGUUCAUCUACUGCUCGAGAGGAGAACAAGGUUCUUCGAGAGGAGAACGAAGUUCUUCGAGAGGAGAACAAGGUUCUUCGAGAGGAGGUUGCUGAGGCAAAGAGCCGGGAGGAUUCUAUGGAAGUUCGCCUGCUUGAGGCGGAGGAUGAGAUGGCUCUUUUGAGGAGGGAGGUGAGGCACCUCCGGACAGAGGUGUCUAUUGAGAGACGGCAGAGAGAAGAGUUGCAGUUGCGUUUGUCAACGCAAAAGGAAGAGCUGGAGGGUGAGUUUGCUGCGGAGAGGGGGGAACUUGAAGCGGAGUACCAGAAGUAA
Molecule: messenger RNA, 1870 nt
Organism: Vitis riparia (riverbank grape)
Lineage: Eukaryota; Viridiplantae; Streptophyta; Magnoliopsida; Vitales; Vitaceae
Exons: 4
Coding region: 83-1870 (595 amino acids)
Source: RefSeq, a predicted model, not a curated record